Molecule: messenger RNA, 1568 nt
Organism: Marchantia polymorpha subsp. ruderalis
Lineage: Eukaryota; Viridiplantae; Streptophyta; Marchantiopsida; Marchantiales; Marchantiaceae
Source: the annotation of a GenBank genome assembly
AGGGGCCCGAGGGCCCUGUACACAAACGAGCCCAAGCAGUCGGACGAGAAGAAGCUCGGGGCGCAGGCACACAGAGGCUGCGCAUCGAGGCACACAUUCUGCGAUUCGCGAUCGAUCAUGGCUAUGGCGGGCGCACUGACGCAGGUCACUCAGGCCUUGUCCAAGGCAUCCGUCUCGUGCGCGGCCCCGGCCGUGUCAUGCUCGUCGUCCUCGUCGUCCUCGUCGACCUCGUCCAGGAGUGGAGUGAGCUUGAGCUCGUCGCUGUGGUGCAACACCGAUUCGUUGAAGAGGAGGUGCGAGAAUGUGGCCGCAGCUGCUUCGAGCGUGAGGAGCACUUCGGCAGUGUUGAUGGGAGAUGACUACGAGGAGUCUGAGGAGGAGGUGACCGCUGCCUACGAAGCUCUGUAUGGAAAGGCCUUCGGUGCCAGCAAAGGUGGCGAGAAGAAGUGGGAGUCCACGGACGACAAGGAUGCCGAGGGCGACGAUGCCCCGUCUGGCAGGCGUAGAGGUAGAGCGGCUGAUGGCGAUAAGCCCAAGAGAGAUGGUGACAGGUCUGGAAGGGGCGGCCCCAGAAGCGAAUUCGAAGAGCGCGUCGUGCAAAUUCGAAGAGUGACCAAGGUCGUGAAGGGUGGUAAGCAGCUUUCCUUCCGCGCCGUCGUUGUGGUCGGUGACAAGAAGGGCAAGGUCGGUGUUGGUUGUGCCAAGGCCAAGGAGGUUAUCACUGCCGUGCAGAAGUCGUCUGUCAAUGCCAAGCGCAAUCUCGUCACUGUCCCCAUGACCAAAUACAAGACCUUCCCUCACAGAGCGGACGGUAACUACGGAGCUGCCCACGUCAUGUUGAGGCCUGCCUCUGUCGGAACGGGAGUUAUUGCCGGAGGAUCUGUCAGAGUUGUGUUGGAGUUGGCAGGAGUAGAGAACGCUCUAGGGAAGCAGAUUGGAAGUGAGAACCCUCUGAACAACGCUCGUGCAGUUGUUGCAGCUGUAUCGAGCAUGAAGCAGUUCAGCGAAGUAGCCAAGGACAGAGGAAUCCCCAUGGAAGAACUCUGGAAGUAGACUCAAUGUUUUGUAUGUUUUAAGUUUAGGAGAACUUAGAUCAACGGUGCCAACGCAUUUAGAGGUCACAAACUUCGGAGGUGUGUCAUGCACUUUCAAGUCUUGUCCACCGUUUUUAAGGUCAGUUAAAGUGUUCCAAUCAAAGAUAAGGAAGUUGAACUCGAACUGGGUGUCUGGAGCUACGUAUCAGGUUAUGGCUCAUGAUGUAAAGUGAUCCUUUUAUGAGGGGCUUGUUAGCUCCCACUUCGCGGGAAACAACCUUCCUGCGUCCAAAUUUUUUUGAAGGCUGUAGCCUCGCACUACCAAAUAUCUCCGAGCUUUUGCCCAAAAAUCGUAGCAUCAGUGUAGGACUCGACUAGAGACUCGAUUUUUUGCUUCAGUCAUGAGAUAAUCAAAACCUUAAUCGUGUACUUUUGUCCAGUAUGUCGUUGAAAUUGCUGUACAAAAGCUACCGGAUGCCUUCAGGGGUGUGUAGUGUUUGAUCAUUGAAUAUUGAAAGUCCACUGCAAUUCUCC